Molecule: messenger RNA, 2071 nt
Organism: Artibeus jamaicensis (Jamaican fruit-eating bat)
Lineage: Eukaryota; Metazoa; Chordata; Mammalia; Chiroptera; Phyllostomidae
Product: retinol dehydrogenase 11-like
Exons: 6
Coding region: 54-1046 (330 amino acids)
Source: RefSeq, a predicted model, not a curated record
GCUUUGACUUCUUCACUCUCUUCGUACUCUGGGUGGCAGGCCAGUAAUCUGCAAUGUCGCUGUGGUCUCUAGUCAGCACCCAUGUCUGGGGACCUGGCUCUGUCCUCCUCAUUCUGGUCUUCCUGCUGAGACUAAGUGUGAGGCUCUGGUAUAAGUCUCAUCUUUGGGACCUUCAGCAGUGCUCCACAGACCUGACUGGGAAGACGGCGGUGGUGACUGGGGCCACCAGUGGCAUAGGGAAGGCUGUGUCCCAGGAGCUGGCCCGCCGUGGGGCCCGUGUGAUCCUUGCCUGCCGGAGCCACGAGCGUGGACAGUGGGCCCUGGCUGAGAUCCAAGCAGUCUCAAAGGAUGCCUGCCUUCUGCUUGGGGAAGUGGACCUGAGCUCCAUGGCCUCUGUCCGGAGCUUUGCCCAGUGGCUCCUGCAGGAAUGUCCUGAAAUACAUCUGUUAGUUAACAGUGCUGCAGUCUGUGGACUCCCCAAGAAACUAACCCCAGAGGGCCUUGAUCUCACCUUUGCUACCAAUUAUGUUGGGCCUUUUCUGCUCACAAACCUACUGCAAGGGGCGCUACAACGGGCAGGGUCAGCCCGGGUGAUAAAUGUGUCUUCCUUUAAGCACAUAUCUGGAUACAUUGAUGAGGAACAUCUGACAGGGGCUGGCGGGCCUUUGACCUUCAACCAGAACUAUUACUGCAGCAAACUGCUUUUGAUCUCAUUCACUGGGGAACUUGCCAGAAGACUUCAAGGGACAGGUGUGACCGUGAACUCUGUGCACCCAGGUGUUGUAUACACGAAGAUCAUGAACCAGUUUUCUUGGCCGUACCGAUUCCUCUUCUGGCUCUCCAGCUUCUUCAUUAAGGAUCCUCAACAAGGUGCAAACCCAAUCCUCUAUCUGAGUUUGGCAAAGGAACUGGAUGGCAUUUCUGGAAAAUACUUUAGCAGUUCCUGUGUGAUAACUCUUCCCCAUAAAGCUGCUCAGGACCCUUCCGUGGCCCAAAGCCUCUGGAACGCCUCAGUCAAACUAACACACCUAGACAAGAUGGACUGACGCUCAGUGCCCGCGUUUUAGAGUCCUUAUUUUUUUCUUAUUUUAAUUUAAUUUUGUUUCCAUCACCAUUUAUUCCCCCACACUCUCUUCCACCUCCACUCAUUCCCCUCCACCGCCGAUCACCACAUCACUGUCCAUGUCCACGAGUUCUUUACCCUUCUCGCUCGAUCCCUCAAUCCCCAGUCCCCGCCCCCAGAGCUGUCAGCCUGCUCUGUAUCUAUGAGUCUGUCUCUGUUUUGCUUAUUAGUUCAGUUUGUUCAUUGGAUUCCACAUGAGUGAAAUCAUGUGGUGUUUGUCUUUCUCUGACUGGCUUAUUUCACUUGGCAUAAUGUUCUCCUUUGAAUUUAUAUGCUUUCGUAACCCAGUUUUUAAAUUAUAGUAUUUCAUUAAUCUAACAAAUUAGAUAUAUCAUUAUUAUUUCAAGUAGUUAAGAUUUGUAUAGCUUUAUUCAUAUAUUUAAUAUUUUCUCUGUUCAUUCUUUUUUUAAAUUAUAUUUUGAUUAUGGUAUUAGAGUUGUCCUAAUUUUUUCCCCGUUGCCCCCACUCCACCCAGCACCCCCUACUCCAUCAGGCAAUCCCCACACCUUUGUUCAUGUCCAUGGGUCAUGCAUAUAGGUUCUUUACUACACCAUUUCCUAUACUGUACUUUACAUCCCCAUGGCUGUUGUCUAACUACCUAUUGGUACUUCUUAAUCCCCUCACCUCUGCACCCAUUCCCCCACACCACACUUUAUCUGGCAACCAUCAAAAAGCUUUCCGUCCAGACAAUCACGGUUCGAUUCCCAGUCAGGGCACAUUCCUGGGUUGCAGGCCAGUUCCCAGCAGGAGACACAUGAAAGGCAACCAUACAUUGAGUUUCUCUCGCUCUCUCCUUCCCUUCCCCUCUAAAGAUAAAUAAAUAAAAUUAAAAAAAAAAAAGCUUUCUGUAUCCAUGAUUCUGUCUCUGUUCUUCUAGUUUGCUUAAUUUGUUUUUUAGAUUCAAUUGUUCACAGAUAUGUAUUUACUGGCAUUUUAUUGUUCAUAGUU